This is a messenger RNA of Armigeres subalbatus, 5337 nucleotides long. RefSeq names its product probable actin-related protein 2/3 complex subunit 2 (gene Arpc2). The transcript is spliced from 7 exons. Gene Ontology annotation, biological process: actin filament polymerization; Arp2/3 complex-mediated actin nucleation. NCBI's taxonomy places the organism in Eukaryota, Metazoa, Arthropoda, Insecta, Diptera, Culicidae. Gene Ontology annotation, cellular component: actin cytoskeleton; Arp2/3 protein complex. Bases 582 to 1496 code for a protein of 304 amino acids. The record is from RefSeq and is a predicted model, not a curated record. Gene Ontology annotation, molecular function: actin filament binding; structural constituent of cytoskeleton.
CAUCAUGCACUGGUCUAUUGAAACUAAAGCGGCAGAGGUGACAUCGCUGCUAGUGAAUUCGAUCCUGUAAAAGGAGCAAUCGCCUCGCUUUUAAUCGACGGGAAAAUUAUCAUUUCGAGUGUGAAUUCGGGAUUAAAGUGGGAAUCAUCGGUAUCCGCUCCGUGCUCCAAUAUAGUGUUCGCAAUCGUUGGAAAAGUGACCCACUCCCCGGGAUUGGGACGCGAAUAGUCAUUCAGAUAGAGCAGUGUGGAGUUUUCAAGUUUUUUCUUCACACGCCAGCCGCCCCCGGUAAGUCAGAAGAAGAGGCCACUCCUCGGAUGUGGUGGUUGGAAAGAUAGUGCACAAGAAAGAGACAGUGCUGGCUGUGUGUAACCAUACUGAGAAAAGUGCUGAGUGUUCUGUUGAUUUACAUGUUCGGCCAAAUUUUGCUGGCCGUUCCGGUGUUGUCUUGAUAUCCCUGUAGUUGAAUCCAAAAGGUUCCGGAUAGUACGUUCCAGUUUCGGAUAAACGUCCGCUCUCUAAAGAACAAAAGCGGAAACAUCGACUGAGGAUUGAUGAGGAGAAGCUGAACCCAGUUCAAAAUGAUUCUGCUAGAGAUCAAUAACCGGAUUGUGGAGGAAACCCUGACUGUCAAAUACAAGAAUGCCAUCGCUGGAAACAAAGCGGAAUCCAUCGAUGUCACCGUAGCAGACUUUGACGGUGUGUUAUUUCACAUUUCAAAUAUCAAUGGCGACAGAACUAAAGUAAGAAUAAGUAUAUCGCUCAAGUUCUACAAACAGCUGCAAGAGCAUGGUGCAGACGAACUGCUCAAGCGAGAAUAUGGAGACCUGCUUAUCACACCGGAAGACGGCUACAACGUUUCGGUUCUGGUCGACCUGGAGCAGAUUCCCGACAACUGGGAGGAAACUGUGCGGAAGAUCGGCCUGCUUAAACGGAACUGUUUCGCGUCGGUGUUCGAAAAGUAUUUUGACUUUCAGUCACAGGGCGAGGGUGAAGGCGAAGGCCAGAAGCGAGCGGUGAUUAAUUAUAGAAAUGACGAAACUAUGUAUGUGGAAGCAAAGCCGGACCGAGUGACGGUCGUGUUUAGUACGAUAUUCCGCGACGAGGACGAUGUAGUGUUAGGCAAGGUAUUUAUGCAAGAACUGCGCGAGGGGAGGCGAGCAUCACACACGGCACCGCAAGUGUUAUUCUCGCACAGGGAACCUCCACUAGAGCUGGCAAAUACCGGUGCACGGGUAGGCGAAAAUAUCGGAUAUGUUACGUUUGUAUUAUUCCCAAGGCAUACAUCAAAAGAGACGCGUGAUAACACAAUUAAUCUAAUCCAUAUGUUCCGUGAUUACUUGCAUUAUCAUAUUAAGUGUUCGAAAGCGUACAUCCACUCGCGAAUGCGAGCAAAAACGUCGGAAUUCCUAAAGGUGCUCAAUCGUGCUCGUCCCGAGCCGAAAAAUACGGAAAAGAAAACUAUCACUGGGCGAACAUUUAUAAGAAAGGAAUGAUUUUGGAACUCAUCGGACAUCUAGUUGUUAAAUGUGUAAGUAAAUAUUUACUAAAAAUAAAGAUUGGUCCGAGGUUAAAUGCAAUUCAUCAUUUUUUGAAUUGAGUCUUCUGAUGAAGUAUCUUACAAAGAAAAGAAGGAAUGUUCGAAAUGAUUUAAUUGUUUACACAUUUGUUUAACUCUAUAAAGCCUUUUUGAUCAAUCUGAUUUCUGGUGUUAACAUAGUUCAUAGCAAAUGUGCAUUUUUAUUAAACUUUUUAAUUGUUUUUUAUUUGAAAAUGUACAUAGUACAUAAAUUAAUAUAAAUUGAAAUAACAAUGAUCAAUUCAGUACCAAGUCCUUCUGAAACCUGUCCAUCAAAAUUAUCGUUGAAACUGUAAAAAGGGACUUCAACAUAAAAAACUAAAUUCAAAACACUGAAAGUGUUCGCCAUGUAAUUCUACGGUCGUAUUUUAAUUGCACAUUUUUUAAAUAUAUUGAGCAUACCUUCUAAAUUGCUAAAUGUAUGUAGUAUCUAUGCUGCAAUGGAAAAGCUAUGAUGAUUCGUUUUAAAGUGCAAAGUCGUUUUUCAUCUCUGUAAUGUAUCUUCAUCAUGGGCUUCAAUUCAAUCAUAGAUGUUUCUUUUUCGCAUGUGACCAGGAUGCGAAAAGCAAAAAAAAAAAGCGGAAAACAAAUUAACUAACAGUAGCGAGUUUUGCGAAUCCAAUCAACAAAUUAAAUAAUGAGUGGGCGCAAUAAAAUGCUAAGGGUUUUCAUUGUGCAAAUACUAUGGAUGUAAAUGUAACGAACAUGAAAGUAUCGCUAAGGAUAACGGUGAUAAUACAGAGCAUUUAAGAGAUCGUUAGGAGAAAAAAAUGAAGGUAACAAAACUCAUAAAAUUGUAUUCUUUUUGGACAAGCGAAAUCAUUAUUAGAAACUUUAGCCGGUAAAACUCCUCAAACGCCGCUGCCAACAGAUAAAACUAACCGUUACUGUGUAUAACUAAUUACGAUUAAUACCAGGGGAAUGUGCUGAUCCCUUGUGGUUGCAACUAGUGCUAAGGUUGAUAAUGCCUCCGGUUCCAUGCUCCCAAACAUUGUGGUCUAUCAAAUUUAACGUCUUGGAUAUGUGGGAAACCACCUAUCAAUUAUGUAUAGUGAAAUCUUCCUUCAUACAUAUGGGUAUGAUUCUGCUGAUGGUGAAGCUGUUCCAUUUCCUGCCUGCCUUAAUCUGUGUAGCGGUUGACAAGCCAGAUUUUUCCAAACAAUCACUAUCAGUAUCCUGCUUGAUAUUUAUAAUAUAUCAUGCAUUAGCAUGAGCAGCGAUAACAUAUUUACGUGUUUUUAUGGCUUUUCAUUCAAUUAUCAACAUACACUCGAUUCUUUUUUUACUCGGGGGAUGUGUUCCGUGUAAAAAACAGUUUUCAGUUCAAAAUCUGAAAAUCCGUAUAAAAAAAAGUUUUAUGCUUUCUCGACGAAUCAUGCAAAAUGGAGCAACUUUGCAAAAAAAUUGUAUGGGUUUUUUCUACACGGCCGUGUAGUAAUUGGUAAUGUAAUUGUAAUUGGUAUCUGGACCUCCGCCAAAUAAAAAUAAGUUGAGGUUUUCUGUUUCAUGGUUUAACCCGCUGAAAGGUCUUCCGAUAUUUUUUCCAUGCAAAUUGUUGCCGAAAAAUGUCUUUAACAGUUAAUCGGGACUCAAUUUAUAUACAUUAAAAAUCAUCUAUUGUCUAGAAAUAAUCUUUUUUUUUUCCUAUGAGUUUUGGGGUUUUAAAUGCGCCUUUGAUUUAAAUCGUACUUAUAUGUAUUUCGAGCGUUGAUUUUUUUGUUAACUCUGGUUGACGUGCGGUAGUCUGGCUCACAUAUUUUGCGCCUAUUUAUCGACUUCGAAUCUAUAAACGAUUCAUUAAAUUUAUGGAAUCGAAGAAGAGGAAUCCUCAAUGUUUGUGUUGUGAAAUUCAAUAAUUUUUGUUUCAUAUUUACCUACAUUGGUUUAUAUUACUAGUGCAAAUUAUAAGUCAAAUCAUUUGUUCGGAAUUCAGAAAGGAUACACCACUGUUAGAGCAGCUAGUAGCAGCCUAAACUGCAAUUUUAUUUAUUUUUUAUAAAUUUUAGCAUGACUUGGUAUUGCUUAUAUAUUUACAAGACAGAGUUUAUCUUGUAAAUCUUCUUACGAUGAACUCCCAAACUAAUACCGCCCCUUCUUAUUGGCUCGCAAAGUUCUCGUAUGGAUGAACCGCCAACCUAACUACAUACACCUAUGAGGGUCAUACACUCCGUGUUGUCUAGAGGAAAACCAAAUGUUAUGUCUUAUUCCAGGACGCUCGUUCUUGGGCCGCCAGUCGCCAGUCUUCCUGCAAGCUGGCUGCGCGCUUAUCUUCCUUGAUUGCACACAGCCAGCGAGUGCGAGAUCUACCCCGGGGCCGACGUCCUUUCCCAGGUUCUCUGUUAAACAUGAGUCAUAACUUUUGCUAGUGUCUCUUCCGGAAUACGCACUACAUGUCCAACCCACUGAAAUCUGUCGUAUUUUACCAGCCUGCCGAUGUCUGCAUUUUCAUACACAAGAAGAAGACAGCGAUCUAAUUUGUUUUUGUUCUUCUCCUUUACUGCCGUCAUACGCAUAUUUGUCCAAUGUAUGCUGGGAUUUCCUAUGUACAUGCGACAGUUAUGUGUAUAACGGCAGUUUAUACCUACUGCAUACAAGGGAUAUCAUGCAGCUACAGAUUGGUAUAAAGCCAAACCAUGUAGCCAACUGAUUGCGUUACAUCAUCUCUGUGGCACACACACACUUAGUUUUUGUUACUGCUGAGCUCGGCAAAAUCCGCACAGCCGUGUAAGUAGCCAGUAAAAUUGAAACUGAUAUCUUGGCAAAAAUAGCGUUUUUAGAUUAAACUUUCUUACUCUUUAGAAAAGAUCGAAAGUGAUUUGCCGAAUUUGCCAAGAACACAAUAAGCAAAAUACACUAAAAAAUAAUCAAAAAAUGAAGAUCCUAGAGUGAGAAUAUGUGGAGACGGAGACAUUGAUUUGGUGGCAUUUGAAAACUGGCACACGAGUUGCAUACGGGCAAUAAAUUAAAUUCUUUUAUGACUGCGCUAACCCUGCUAUUGGGCAAAGAAAAUGCAAUCCGGAAAAUGUUUCGCACAAUUCGUAGUGUAUACACUCUUUCCAGACGGGGUUAACUAACAGAAUGUUCAACGAUGCCUGACAGCAAAUUUGAAUAUGAAAAAACACCCCCAAAAUUAGUUUAAAACCUUUUAUCAAAAUAUCGGUAGGACUAAGAAAUGAAGUAAGCAAAAUACAACCAUACUAAUGUUGUUUAUGAGUAGUCAGUUAUAAUGUUGAUAAUAUGAAUGAACAGAUAGGUCUGCAAUGUUGUAUGUUGACUCCGAUAGAUCAAGAUGCGAAUUAGGUAGCACUAGAAAUAGUUCGAUGGCCUCGAGCUGAAAGUCUUUUUUGUAAUAUAACAUGAGUCCAAAAGCAAAAAUGUAAUUCGUCUCAAAUCCGGGGUAAGACAGCAUAUGCAGAGCAUGAAUUUAUUCCCAUUACUUAUACCUACAUAUACGCCAAAAAUCAUCCUGCACUUAACACAGAAAUAAUGGAAGUCUGAAGAACCAGACCCCUUGGUCUUCUCAUGAACGUCAAUACAAUUUAGAAAUUCAAUCGUUUAUUUAAUGGAAAACAAAAAAAAAAUCAAUUUAACGUUAUGAUCAAAACCGGCACUGGGCGUAUAAUAAGCCAUUAGAAUACACUAAUUCAAAGCGCGAACAAAACCAGCCAAAAGCAUGUUAAAUAGCAGUAAAUUUCGGAACUAAAUGACGAGGAAACAAAUUAAAUUUAAUAAAAUGAAACGUGUAAGAUAUAACGAAA